CAACACGCUGAUUUCACCGUAACACGACGAUACAAAUCGCAUAAACACACAUACGGUGAUCAGCAAUGCUGCUUUAAACGCCCCUGCGGCUGAUUUACCCGAAUACAGCCGUUAAUUCUUCAUAUAUAUUUAAUUUAACGGUUGACUGACAAAACCGAGUCAGAGGUGCCGGUACCGGUCCCGGUCCGUUUCUCCGUUAAAAUGCCGAGCAAAAAGAAGAAAUAUAACGCCAGAUUCCCUCCGGCCAGAAUUAAGAAGAUUAUGCAGACAGAUGAAGAAAUCGGUAAAGUCGCCGCUGCAGUUCCUGUCAUCAUCUCGCGGGCACUGGAGCUCUUCCUGGAAUCUCUCCUGACGAAGGCCUGUCACAUCACCCAGUCACGCAACGCCAAAACCAUGACGACAUCACACUUAAAGCAAUGCAUUGAACUGGAGCAGCAGUUUGAUUUCCUGAAGGAUCUAGUGGCCGCGGUGCCUGACAUGCAGGGUGACGGCGAGGAGAACCAUACAGAGGGUGGAGAGAAAAUCUCACGCAGAGGCCGUAAGCCGGGCUCAGGGCGCAAGAACGGUGGUGCGGGGGCGAAGGGCAAAGACAAGAAACUCUCAGGCACAGAGUCAGAACAAGAGGAUGAUUCAGAGGACAGUGAGACAGAUGGAGAAGAUGACGAGGAAGUGUCUCAAUCCAGCACAAACAUGCAGCCUACUGCAUACUACAACAGUCAAGACAUGCCACCCCAGUACAUGCCCAUGAGUGGCCAGCAGGGCGGGCACAUGAUGCCCAUGGCUUCAUUCGCCCCCCACCCAUCACUGAUGGGUAUGGUCCCGCCAACCCCCGCGCCCAUGCCACAGAAGAACGAAGACGACGAAGACUACGACUCAUAGCUCCUCGACUCUUUUACAUUCAUUUUCUGAAGUUCUUCAUUGGCUGCGAAUUGUAAACGGGACAAACGAACAGUCAUAAAUAGCUGCGAGAAGUGUGUAGGAAUCAUGCAGCCACGUCACAGGAAGAUGAAUUGGUUCUGUUUUAAUUAUUUUUUUUUUUUAUCUUAUUUUAUUGUCAAUGAUCAGCUAUGGUUGUUUUACAUAAAAAGUCGGCUUUUUUUCAGGAAAAGGACCCCUAAGUGGCAUUUCUGCACUUAGGUUUUUUUUUUUUUUUUGCCUUUGCCUUUGCCUCCGCAAAGCGCCGUUUCUAAUCGCCCGCGUUAUGUCUUCAAUGUUUUUUAGAGCAUAUCACCAACUCUAAAUACAAUUCUUCUACAAAAAAGAAAAGCUAACCUGAAAAGCAAGGACACUGAGUAAUUUUGAGAAUUUAUUUUCUUUCGUGUUUGCAGAAAAUGCUUCAGAUCUGGUCGUUCGGAUCAUUGUUGCUGUUGGUGUAUCCUUGAAUUGUUUUGUAAGCGAUAGGGAGCAGCAUAAAGACUGCAAACAGUUAUUUUGGUUUUGUGAAAAAAAAUGUUUUGUCCUUUUUAAUGCUAGUUUUAUAUGAUUAAACUCCAGUAAACCUGUCUAAAGCUAAUGUCUCUUGAUCGGCACUUUCAUGCAGUUUUUACAAGGCACAAAACAGUUUUCUUUUUCUCUCUCCUGUUAAUUGGAUGAUAAUGUCUUGUUUUAUUGGAAGUAGCAUCAGUUCAUACCGCUGGGUCGUGGGUGAGCAUUUUAAAGGUUUAAAACGCAUUUGCUUUUGAGUCAUAAUUUCCCCUGUAUGAUGCACAUUUGUAUAAAUUAUUCCCUUUUGUUUUAUAUUUUUUAAACUCUUUUAAUGUUUGCUGUGAAGUUGAAGAGAAGUUUGACAGCUCGAUUUGUCUUGUCUAAAUGUGUACACUGAGACUGUCUGUUCACUUUUAACAUUCUCUUGAUUUUGUAUGAGUGAAAUAAAAUUUGAGGUUUCAGUAUUUUGCUCCUUUUAAUGUGAUUUUGCUCACGAGAGAUUGUGACGAAGUCAGAUUGUCAACAUUAAAACGAUCAGUUUUUAGGCCCAAAACGUACUUCAGGAUCUAGAUUGUACAUCGAGUGGUGACCCAACACACUACUAAAACUGUAUAUUGUACAAAAGUAAUCAAAACUCUAUGAAAAAUGUAUUAUUGAUUCAGUAUUUGAGGAUGAGUUCAUGUCACACAAACUGUCCAUGUUGAAAUCUAAUUUGACGAGCUUCAACACACGACCUUUGACAUCAACAAAAUAUAUGGGACGUGUUUUCUCCUCCCUGUUGAAAAGUUGAUCAUUCUAUUUCUUUUGCUAUUCAAACUAUACAUGAUUAUAUGCAAAAUGUUAGCACACUGUUACUCCCAAAAAAGUCUGAUGAAGAGCAUGUAGCUCGAAACGUCACUUUAUUUCUGUGGUGAGCUCAUUCAAUUUAUUGGGAGCAACAGUGUGCUGACAUUCCCGGAGUUUUUGCGGACGUAAGUUUUGGUCAUACACCUGUAUUCAUUAUAUUGUUUGGAUGUGCAUGCUUUCUGUGACUUUUUAUAUGCAAAAUGUCCCUGAGUUUGAACAUUUUCUUGACACGUUCACAUUAUAUAUGAACUUGUUUAUAUAUAUGCAUUUGGAAUGACGAGUAGAAGGAAGAGAAUAAACUGAUCAA
Molecule: messenger RNA, 2578 nt
Organism: Myxocyprinus asiaticus (Chinese sucker)
Lineage: Eukaryota; Metazoa; Chordata; Actinopteri; Cypriniformes; Catostomidae
Product: dr1-associated corepressor-like
Exons: 7
Coding region: 202-879 (225 amino acids)
Biological process (GO): negative regulation of transcription by RNA polymerase II; positive regulation of transcription by RNA polymerase II; transcription by RNA polymerase II
Cellular component (GO): nucleus; negative cofactor 2 complex
Molecular function (GO): protein heterodimerization activity; transcription coactivator activity; transcription corepressor activity
Source: RefSeq, a predicted model, not a curated record